This is a messenger RNA of Plodia interpunctella (Indianmeal moth), 5527 nucleotides long. RefSeq names its product steppke (gene step). The transcript has 9 exons. Gene Ontology annotation, molecular function: guanyl-nucleotide exchange factor activity. Lineage: Eukaryota; Metazoa; Arthropoda; Insecta; Lepidoptera; Pyralidae. The record is from RefSeq and is a predicted model, not a curated record. Bases 252 to 1556 code for a protein of 434 amino acids. Gene Ontology annotation, biological process: regulation of ARF protein signal transduction.
CAAAGAGAGCGUGGUGCGGGCAGGUCGCGUCGCCCGUCCCUCUAUACCGGUUUAUUAUUACUGGGGACUUGCUGUGAGGAAAUUUAACAAUUGUAUUCUGCAGUGAAGUGUUAGUAAAUAAUUAUACAAGUUAGAUCAUUCAUAGCUCACAAGGUGUUUGUAGGCGUAUGUGGCACUUAGUUGCACUAAUAUCGGUGUAAUCGAGAGUUGCGGUUUAGAGUGAUGUGCGGUGUGCUCGAACUUGUGGCGUAAUGUUUAUCAAAGGCGGGCCCGGAGCGGCCGAGCCGGAGCGCCGAGGCUCUGUGUCCAAUUGGUUCUCAUCUCUGCGGCGAGGGGCUGGGCGACGUAAACGCGAGGAGUCCGCUGUGCCUGCUAGUUACGGCUCAUUAGGCAGGCGCAAGGAUGGCACCGCACCGCGCGGCAAGACGAGAUCUGCUUGGGACCUUACCACCGUUGCGAGACUGCAACUUAAAGAUGAACUCGGAGAAGUGGUGGCCGAGCUGGAGGCCCUGGACGGGCAGGAGGAGUGUAAGCAGAACAGCAAAGCCAAACAGAUGAGCAUAGGCAGGAAGAAGUUUAAUAUGGAUCCCAAAAAAGGUAUCGAGUACCUUUACGAGAAUGGGCUGCUGCAAAGGACGCCAGAGGACGUGGCUCAGUUCUUGCACAAAGGGGAAGGGCUGAGUAAGACCGCCAUUGGGGAUUACCUGGGCGAAAGGUCGGAAUUCAACGAAGCUGUACUGAGGGCAUUCGUGGAACUACACGACUUCACCGACUUGAUACUAGUUCAAGCACUUAGACAAUUCCUAUGGAGCUUUAGACUGCCGGGUGAGGCGCAAAAGAUAGACCGAAUGAUGGAGUGCUUCGCGCAGCGGUAUUGCCAACUCAACCCAGACAUCUUCACCAACGCGGAUACAUGCUACGUGCUCAGCUUCGCUAUCAUCAUGUUAAACACUUCCCUACACAAUCCCAGUGUGAAGGAGAAGCCCACGCCCGAACAGUUCGUCGCUAUGAAUAGGGGGAUUAACAAUGGUGGAGACCUACCUCAGGAGUUGCUCUUGUCGUUAUACGAGUCUAUAAAGACUGAGCCGUUUAAGAUCCCUGAGGACGACGGGAACGACCUGAUGCAUACCUUCUUCAACCCGGACAAGGAGGGCUGGCUCUGGAAGCAAGGGGGGCGAUAUAAGUCGUGGAAGAGACGGUGGUUUAUACUGAAUGACAACUGCCUGUACUACUUCGAAUACACGACGGAUAAAGAGCCUAGAGGAAUUAUCCCCUUAGAAAAUAUUUCUGUGCGCGCGGCGAGCGACCGACAGCGGCCGCACUGCCUGGAGCUGUACGCGGGCGGAGGCGCGGACCUCAUCAAGGCGUGCAAGACCGACUCCGAGGGCAAGGUCGUCGAGGGGAAGCACACCGUCUACAGAAUGUCAGCAGCUACAGCGGAGGAGCGAGACGAGUGGAUCGAGUGUCUCCGUCGCUCCAUCAGCCACAACCCCUUCUACGACAUGUUGGCGCAGCGCAAAAAGAAGGCGCAGCAUAAUCUGCACUCCACACACUAAAAUACAAAUAGCACAAUUGUUAUAAGAGAAAACUGAUCUAUGACUAACUUAUGUAUUGAACAAAAUGUUCUACGAUACAUAAUGCAUGAAGGCGCAGCUCUAGUUCAACGUAAUAGUGUAGAACAAGCCUAAUUGUUAAAAGAGAAAAAAACUAUUUGAUCUGUGAUUGGACACAAUGUUCUACGAUACAUCGUGCAUGAAGGCGCAGCUCUGGUUAAACGUACUAGUGUAGAACAAGCCUAAUUAUUGCAAGAGAAAACGAAUGUUGUCUAAGACUAGAAUCUGUUUUAGAUAGACUGUUCUAUGUUACAUAGCGUAUGAAAACGCCUGAAGAGUUCAACGAACUAUUCUAGUGUUAAAUCAGCCUAAUUGUUACAAGAGAAAACGAAUGUUCCCUCUAAGACUAAUCUUUGUAUUUGACAUAAUGUUCUACAAUACAUAUGGAGCAUGGAGAAAGCUCAGCACGACCUACAUUCACUGGUCUAGAAUAGUUCUAGAACUAGCCUAUUUUUACAGGCGAACUAGGACCAUAUACACUGUCGUAGCUGUCAUAGACCCUGGACUUCGGGGGCUUCACAGCUAAAAUGAAACCAGGAAUACAAGUAUGAGUGCGAGCUGUAAUAACAAAAGAAAAUAAGUCUUUGUUAUUGAAGAUCAACAGAGAAAAUAUUUUUUUUUCUAUCUAUUAAUCGUACGAUAUUGAGAUUGUGUAAAAUAUUUUCUCAGAUACAUUAACAAAAUGUGUAUGAAAAUAGAUAGGCCGAGAGUUUGUCGUGAAGCAAACUUUAAAGUGUGCCAAUUUACCCGUAAAUGAGCUAAACGAGUUCGCGAUUAUUAUUGGUUACGAAGAUUUUAUUUUUAAUUACGGAACCCACUUGCGACAUCGAUCUCAUUAGUACAGUAGGAGAAGCGAGUCGAUAUGAGAUAUAACGGAUAAGGAUAAGGGCUGUCAUCCCGAAAAUACACACAUGACAACGCUGGUAUAAAAGAUUAUAUACCUAGGUAUAAUGUUAAGAUUAAUAGGAGCGCUAAACUAAGGCCAUGACAUGAUAUAUCGUAAUAUAAUAUCAAGAUACAACUGUAUAUGCGCUUAGCGUAUCAAAAUAAGCUUGUAAAUCAUAGUAACGAAUCAAAAACACCAAAAAUGUCUUAAUCUUAAUUAAUUUAUUACAUCGAAGGCCUCGAAAUAUACAUUUUGCCAACCAUACUGUACUGUAUGAUUACGUAAACGAAAAAUAGUUUCGAUGAAAAAUAAUAUAGACGUCCAUCUAAGUAUAAUUUAUUGAAUUGACUUAGUGAUUAGUGGUCAGACUUCAAUGAUAUGUGAUAUUUACAGCCAUAGGUAGUGACGGAGGUGGUGUAAACUCUGUUUUUUCUUACAAGUCCUCACUGUGUCUUUUUAUGAUUACACAGCAAUAUAAAAUUAAAAUACUUUUUCGGAAAUUACUUUCGUUGUUAAGAAAUGUUUAGUUUUUAUUUUAUAGAUUUAUACCUAUUGUCACGUGGGAAACCUUAAUACUUGGUAAUUUUGCCCUUGGCUCCCACGUACAAAAGAAAAUAAUAAAUAUCUCAACACUAGUGUACUGAGGAAAUAAUAAAGCUAAAUGAAUUACCUGCUGAUUCGUUGGUCCGUUACAUUAUAUUUAAUUUAUUUUCAAUAAAAUUCAACAAUAAGAAGUUGUUGUUGUGAAGGACUUGUAAGGAAAAAUCGGUGUGUAGAGGAAUCACAAUACCUUCAUACAUCAAUAGACGGGCGCCGUCGAACAUGUCCAUGUAAAUAAAAUGGUAAGACUGAAAACGUUAUAAUGUACUUUUUCAUACAUUGUUUUCUACCCGGAGCGGAGAAUUCCAUGGCGCAUACCGUUGUUGUGGCGGUUGGUUAUAAUUGCUAUUAAAAUUUGCAAACAAUAUCGAUUAUAUUCGAAUUAUUACAGGUACGUGACAGCCGUCGAUAAUAUAUUUGAAGACUUUGUUUUCCAAAAUUAAAUAGUUAUUUCAUUUCAGUUUUCAACAUGAAUUGAGAUUUUUUUAUUGACUUCUAGUAACUUGUCUCUAUUUCUCUCGACCCGUCAAAGGCUGUCUUUAAUAAUGAACACCAGUGAUAAUGCCAUUGUAAUUGUUCAAAUGUUAAAUUUAUUUAAUUCAACGUGAAUAAUGAAAUAUAUAGUUUCUUCUUUCGCAUUGUUUUUGUUAUAUAAAAUCGAGUCACAUUUUUAUUUAUUUGUAAAUCUGACAUCGUGAUAUUAGUAUUUACAAUGUUUAAAAAUAGAGUCAUAGUACUAAAUUACAUAACAACGGUAUGUGUGAAUGCGUGGUAUAGCAUAUGAUUUGUGGAUACUGCAAACUUUAAUUUGCGACGCGUUUAGUAAAAUUUUUGUCAUACAUUUCUCAAUAGCGGCCACAUGCUUGUAGCCUUGACAAUAAGUUCUUUUACUCGGAUAAGUUUUGCCUUUUUGCGGCAAAUGUUAUUUUAAUUUAGUGAAUUCGUAUUCAAUGAAAGUAUUAAUUUGGUAGUAUCAUGUAAAAAUAUAAGUGUAAAGUAAUGUAAAAAUACCAUAGAUAUUUUUAAGUCCAUUGCCAUUGCUUUUACUUUCUUAUGAGAGUGUUAUUAUGGCUUUAUUAAAUUUAAGUAAGUGUUAUUGUUGUAAGAGGCACUCCAAUAUUAGAUUGAUUUACAUUCCUUCAUCUGGUCCUAUAAUUUUAAUUUACUGUAUUUCUCUAACGCUCAAUAAAUAACUACUAUGAGGCAUAUCCAUAUGCUUGGUAUAAAUAAGCAGAUAUUGAUGAAAUUAAGUAUAAAUCGGGGUAACUUGUUCAUUUAUGCUGAGCAUGUGUCUUUAUCUAUUUCUAUCUAAUAUGUUCUGUAUAUAAGGAAUUGUCCUCCUGUUAUUUAUGAUUGUCUUUUAUAUUCUGUGUCACUGUUUAAUCUAUAUUUGUUGUCAUUUACUAUUCAGUUAAGGUAUAAUAGAACAUAUUCGUAUUAUUAUCUUGUUAUCAUACUGGAUAAUGUAUAAAUUGCUUAGUCCGCGCAGCGUAACAUUUAGUAGUCUUGUUGAAGAGACUAGUCAAAUGGUAUAGAAAUAAUUAGUAAUAUAAUAAUAGCAGAAUUAAUUUUGGACGUUCUAAUGAAAUAUAUAUUAUAUUUUGCUAUGAAAUAGCAUCAUCUCUGGAAUGCCACCUUUUUAUGUUGAGAUAGCGUUAAUUUUGAUGUUACAGAUGAACUACAACAGUUUGACCCAAGUCCUAUUUACAAGUUGACUAAAAGUACAGUUCAAUACAAUGUUAAAAUGUGACGCCAUCUGUCGCCGAACUCUGACACAUGCCGACGCGAAUGCAUGAAUUAUAUAGUUAGUAUGAGUGCUUCUAUCUACCGCAAUUAAAAACUAGCAAUGUAUACCGAAUCUUCCAAAGUUUGGCAAACUGUUCGACGACAUUGCGGAGCCGGCUUGAUGUAUCUGAUAUCAACAUAUUUAUAAUUAUUUUCUUGCGUCUUUGAAUAGAGAUGGUGACGUUAGUAGCACGAUAAAUAUAUAUACAGCACCUCGCAGUACAGUAUGUAUAGAAUUGCGCGCAAUACGUGCACACGCGCGGUCACAAUUCCAUACAAUAUUUGCUGCAUACGCAUUCAGUGUGCACGGUUCUCCGAGCAGAAAACAUUAUAUCGUGCAAGUUGAUAUAGAAAAUGUAUAUGUUCUAUUAACUUAAGUGCUUAUUGAAUACUGCUUCGGUAACCACACUGUCGCAUGUCUUCACGAAUUUGGUUUAAUCAUCAUUCGUUAAAGGUGCCUAAAACGAUCUGUAACUAGAUAUACUUUUAGUUAGUUACUUAUUGUAAUUGAAAUGCUGUACAUUCGCCUUGAAAUGUUAAUUUAUCUCAUUCGUAAUAUUUUCUAUGACAAUGGAUAUGUGCAUAAUAAUUGUGUUGUAAAUAAUUUUGUAAGAAAAUGAAUAUACAUAAAUAUCUUUAUUUA